Saprolegnia parasitica CBS 223.65 is the source of this 750-nucleotide messenger RNA. RefSeq lists its product as hypothetical. The transcript has a single exon. Lineage: Eukaryota; Oomycota; Saprolegniomycetes; Saprolegniales; Saprolegniaceae. The annotation marks the transcript as partial. The record is from RefSeq and is a predicted model, not a curated record.
CAUGGGCCAGCUCGUGUCCAAGGCGCCUCAGUACCGCUCCGAGAGCGACCGCUUGGAGCUCCAGGGACGCUACGUCGUGCACACGGCUCUAGCCUACUAUGGGACAUUUUACGGCAUCUGCCCGGCGUUCGAGGCAAUCGCCGGCGACGCGGUGCCCCUCAGGAUGCUCUGCCGCGUCUUCAACCUGGCCUUCCACGCCGCCUACGUCGGCCUCCUCGUCCCGUACCUCGUGGGUAUCCUCGUAGACACGGAGGGGUACUUUUACCGCCUGCCGUCGAGCCUCGUCUCGUGGACCUUCCGCACGUGCAUCACAGGACCGGUGCUCUGGGCGCUGCCGUGGGUCGUGCUCUGGCCGUUCAUGCUUCUCGUCGCCAUCGUCAGCAAGCACUUUGAGGAGGUCGACACCAAAGCGCCGUCGGCAGCAGAGAGCUUGAAAGUGGUCGAAGCGACGACAGAGACGACGCCAGCCGUGCCCGCGUUGACGCCGGUGGUAGCCGUCGUGGCGCCCAAGGCGCCAGAUGUGCCGGCGAAGGCCCCAGCCAAGUCGUUGGGAAAACUCAUGCUCUCUUGGCUCACGCCGUCCAAGCGGUCGCCGCGAAAGCGCUUGGGAAAGGAGAGCCCGAAACAACACGCCACCCGCGAGACGGCCAAAACCAAGUGACAGCACUUGAUACUUGGUUGAUACUAGUCAAUUGCCCGAAGUCACGGGCGCUCUCCUCCAUUACGUACUACACCCUUGAUCGCUGUUCG